AUGGAGGCUGGCGAAGUCGAAUUCAGCUCUCCCAGAGCUGCCUUAGCAGCUGCCGAAAAGCGUAAUAGUCAAGAACAAGCUUCUUUGUCGACUGCGCCAAGCCGCACCCUCCUUCCCGGGCCAGUAGCAAGUAUAGUCAGUCUUGCUACUAGGUCGACGUCCUUUGCUCUUCGUCUGGGGAGCGUCAUCGGCGGUUACGGUAUCGGCGCCGCAAAGAUCACGACACUUUCCAGUCUUGAACUGGGCCGCGGAAUUCUUGAAGGGAUAUUGAGCAGAGCAGGCAAAGACGUUCUGGCAAGAUCGCAAUCCGAGUUAGGAAGAGAGAAUGCGGAGACCAUACUGGAAAGGAGCCUAGAGAGUUUGCAUCGGACCAUGCUGCAUGUCGUCUUUUGGACUAACACGGGAUUCCAAGUUACCGAAACCACCGUGUCUUCUAUAUCGCAGCUUUCUCAGCUCUUAUUGUCCUCACUGGACCAAUUCUUUGGCUCUACCGACUCGUCAAGGGCGAUUGCGAGUAUCAUUACACUAGUUCGCCAUGAAUUCCGAAACCCAGCCACGGGUGUGCAAGGGGAAAAAGUUGGUGUGACAGAUCUUGUCCUUGGCUUGUGCGGGCUAGCAUACUUGCAAAAUACGUGUAGCAGGACGAUACAGGAAGAGGCACGACGUCUCGGACACGAAGAAAUCGUGUGGGAUGUUGUUGUCCUCAAUGAUGGUACACGUGCUGAUGUAUAUGGUGACAGCCAUCAUUCUACAAAUCCAGCCACCAAAGGCGGUGAAGCUAGCAACAGCCAGCUCAUUAAAGCUUUGGAGAAACAAGGAGCGCAUGAAAGCAGUUCAGAAGACGAUCUGCCAGAGAUGGAUCUGAGGAGGCAGAUCUUGGGAAGACUGCCUAAAGAUGCGAAGGUCUCAAUCUCGACUUCUACAACGACUACUAAAAUCAUUACCAUAGAAGUUCAAGGGGACAAUGAUCCUCCGCUAUUAGCUCCGCCCGGCGCCGACUUGAUUGAGCGAGAAGUCACAUUGCCUGACCGGAGCUCUUUUGCAUCACAAGAUACUCCUACUUACCGUCUUGUAUACCGCAUUAGCCGAGAAAGAGAAAGAAGCUCUAUUAUACAGCAAUCUGAGGCAAACAUUGAGCCAGCGUGCUUUGAAGUGGGAGAGGAAGGAAACCGUCCCACAUCGCACGCGGAUCUAUCGGAAAAGGGACCCCCUGUACCACCAAAGCCGCGUCAAGUAGCAGCGCCUCAUCCUCGUGAGGCAAGAGAAACACAAGCAUUAGGUACAGGUUCUAGUGCGAGCGAAGUCCCUACUUCCCCUAGAGCGCGGGCGUCGCAAAUUCCAGUGUCUACAAAGUCGCCGGAAAAUGCUGCGAACCAAAAAAGAACUAGACGGCCACCGGAGUCUAAUGCAUCGCCUAUCGUCGGAAUAAACUCUCAAUCGAGCUCUGCGACGACUGAAUCUAAGGGCUUAACAACGUCAGUUGAGAAAAGAAAUGGUCUCAGAGAUGUCCUCAGGAAGAGUCCCAUGACAGGCUUUAGCAAUCUUAUGAAUAGAGGGACUGACAACGGCAAUGCCAUGGUCAAAGCUCGCCUCAACUCUAGAUCAUCGUCAAGGGGCGACAAGUCUACAAGAUCAAAGGCACAACCGAACACUACCCUACGCGUCAUCCCCAAUUCUCUCUCUACUCGGGAUUUCGGCAUUUCAGAAGCUGAAGGCACCCCGCUCGGAAUUGGAUCCAAAUCAAAUUAUGCUGGCCAACAGCACCGGCGGCGAAACUCGAUUGCCUCACAAACUGAUACGCUAUCUGUUCACUCCGUUGAGAGCAGACCAGGCUCUCCUACUGUCUAUCGAUCAAGCCAUAUGUCAAAGACCAGGUCAGGAGAUGAUUUUUUAAACUCACCCGCUCAAUCUCCUACAAGAUAUCACAAUCGAGCAAGGUCACAACGUGGUGUCUACUCUCCCAGCAUUCAUACGCUGCAGGCCAGUAGCUCACAGACGUCUCUUGUUCUAUCAUCUUAUCAACAAAAGAGUGCUUACAGCGACUCUGAAGCGGUUGACACCCUUCGAAGGACUGGCAUGAUCAAUGGAAUGUUUCCUGAAUUCCACAUUUUGAGAAAUAUCACUCGAUAUAGUCGUUACGCAUCUGCUGCUUACGGAUCGCGUUUCCUCAACCUUAUGGGGAUUGCCAAGGAGAAGCAAACUCUAAACCCCCUUGAAGAAACACAUCAAGAUGUGCGUUCAUUCUCACAUCACACCGAGUUGCCGCCCGACAGCGUACUGUUGUCUUCGUUCGUGGAUCCACAGGGAGGCUCAGAUGCAACUGGCUCUACUGACACUGGUGUUCCCCUUGUUCACACCAUAGCUAUCGACCGAGAGUCCAAGGCUGUCGUCUUGGCGUGCCGCGGAACUCUCGGGUUCGAAGAUGUCCUAGCAGAUAUGAUGUGUGACUACGACGACCUGAAGUGGCGUGGAAAAGCAUACAAAGUCCAUAAGGGUAUACAUGCUUCCGCACGAAGGCUUUUGUAUGGGGGUGAUGGUCGCGUGCUAUAUACCCUCAAGGAAGCCUUGGAAGAGUUUCCUGGUUUUGGCUUGGUUCUUUGUGGCCACUCGUUGGGCGGCGCUGUUGCCGCCUUGCUAGGAGCGAUGCUGGCAGAACCCGCUACUACGGGAACUGCUUUUGUAACCUCCGCACAGCAACAUAAAAGACUACUUGCGGCUACUGGUAUCACGAGCCAAGCCCAUGAACCUAUUUACUUGCCUGCUGGUAGGCCUAUACAUGUAUUCGCCUACGGCCCCCCAGCGACAAUGUCGCCGGCAUUCCGUAUGGCUACACGUGGGUUGAUUACCAGCAUCGUUCACGGCAAUGACUUGGUCCCAUUUCUCUCCCUUGGUGUACUACACGAUUUGCAGGCACUAUCGUUGGCUUUCAAGACAGAUAACGAUGGCGCGAAAGCUGAGAUCCGCCAGCGUAUUUGGCAACAUUUGCAGACGGGGCUUUCCGAUAAAUGGUAUAACAAUGCACCGAAACUGUCUACUGAGGAUGAAGACCAGUGGGCGUUUGCAGCUUUGAAGACCCUGCGUGCUAGCAUGAUGAGCUCAAAGCUGCUGCCACCUGGUGAAGUAUUCGCUGUAGAGAGCACGCCUGCCUUGAGAAGAGAUGCAUUUACCAAAGCUGGCGAGAAUUACAUUGGGCGCUCUGCUACACGAAUUGUCCUGAAGUACAUCAGGGACGCCGAAAAUCAUUUCAGGGAAAUCAAAUUUGGCGCUAGUAUGUUAACCGAUCACAGUCCUGGACGAUAUGAAGAUGCCCUGAGACGGCUGGCGCUCGGCGUCAUGUAA
This is a messenger RNA of Truncatella angustata, 3339 nucleotides long. RefSeq lists its product as uncharacterized. NCBI's taxonomy places the organism in Eukaryota, Fungi, Ascomycota, Sordariomycetes, Amphisphaeriales, Sporocadaceae. The transcript has 2 exons. The record is from RefSeq and is a predicted model, not a curated record. Gene Ontology annotation, biological process: lipid metabolic process. Bases 1 to 3339 code for a protein of 1112 amino acids.